This is a messenger RNA of Trichoderma breve, 1770 nucleotides long. Its product is annotated as beta-lactamase domain-containing protein. NCBI's taxonomy places the organism in Eukaryota, Fungi, Ascomycota, Sordariomycetes, Hypocreales, Hypocreaceae. The coding region runs from base 1 to 1770 and encodes 589 amino acids. The record is from RefSeq and is a predicted model, not a curated record. The transcript has a single exon.
AUGCAAGUUGACCCUUUCCUUAUUUUGCCCACCCCCUCUGUGAGUGAUUAUGAUGUUGACCCAGGAACCAAUAGGGCAGAAACCAUCGCCGGGUCCCCGGGUGAAAUAGUCCAACGUCUCGACAAGGCCCGCGAUGCGAUUGCCGAAAUAUUAAAGGAGAAUCACAUCGUUGGCCUAGCCAGUCACGUCAUAUUCAAGGGCGAAAUCAUAUGGACGGCAAACAUGGGUUACCGCGACAUGGACCAAAAAAAGCCCGUGGAUUCAGACACCAUUUUCCCCAUCGGCGCUCUGAGUCAAGGCUUCACGGCAGCUUGCGUGGCUCAGCAGGUGUACAGAAAGGGGUUGAGCUAUGACAACAAGAUUUCAGACUUUCUUCCCCAAGUAAACAACAGUGAUGCGACAGUCGGCGAUCUUCUCGGCCACCGCACAGGACUUCAAACGUCUGAUCACUGGCCACACUUAUCACGCGUUGGCGGCUUCCCCUGCAAGGUAAACGACAGGACGAUUAUUCCGACAUACAAUAACCUUGGGCCUCGGGCGACUCUGCGAUCUCAAUUCCUACACAAUGGUAUCGGUUACGUCCUUCUUGGGAAGAUUGUCAGUCCAAAGUAUGCAGACUACCUCAAAGAGAAUGUCCUGAAGCCUCUCCAGAUGUCCCGUACUCGAGUGACCGUGGAUGAAACAUCUGACUUGGAAUAUAACACGUCUCGGAGAUACAGCGUUGGAGUCAAUGGCCGACUGUUCGAGCAUGCCCGAAAAGGGGGCACUUCUGGCCUGAAUCACAACUUGAUGCCAUCAGUGCCUGUUGGAAGUAUGAUGAGCACCACAAAUGAUUUGGCCAAGUACUGCAUCGCCCUCAAUCAGGCAUGGAAACGUCAACGUCACACAAAGGAUGUGGGAAUCCAGACGCUCAGACGCAAGCAAGUAUUUCCAGAUGUAGACUUGCUGUUCAAUCCGCUCCAAGCUAUAGGAGCGGGUGAAAAAGCAAAUAAGAGUCACGCUGCUGGCUGGGCGACCUGCACGCUACCCGCUGUCAUUGGAGAUAUUGGAGCCAACCCGGAGUUGAUGAAGACGCAAAUGCCGGAGCUCGGAACGGGCAGCGCCCCGGUCACGCUGAUUUGGAACCAGAGCAGAUACCACGGCACCCACGGCUUUGUCGGCCUGCUGCCGGAAUACGAAGCCGCUGUGAUAGUGCUGAGCAACACGACGACGGGCGACGACACGCCCGACUGGAUCGGGCAGCUCCUUAUCCAGGCGACUCUGGGUAACCCGUACAAGAAUAACUAUGCUUUCCUCGCUGGAAUAAGCGCACGAAACGCACGCCAAGAGUAUUUUGAGCUCGCUGAAAAAUUACAACAAGGCCGACACACCAAAGGACCCACGAGGUCUCUGAGCGACUAUGAUGGAGAAUAUGAGAGCGCUGUUUCAGGUGAGAGCAUCACUAUCUGGAAGCGGUCAUUUUUCUCGAGGCACCUGGGCAAAGAAGAGAGAGAUGAGGACAAAAGGGGGCAAAGACUAAAAAAGAGCCCCCUCGCAAUGACUCUUUGGGGUGCCGGCCUCGGAGGUAUUCCACUACAUCAUCAUCAUGGAGAUGUCUUUACAUGGUUCCUGUCGUGGAAUCAAAUGGCCGAGCAAGAAUUUCCCUUCGUCCACGAUGCACAGUUUUACACGAUCCAGUUCCAGCCAAACAAGAGCGGCACACUCAUUGAGUCUCUGAUUUGGGUCAACGAUUCGGCGAAACCUGAGGGAGAAGUCUUUGCGCGCAUUUGA